This is a messenger RNA of Cyprinus carpio (common carp), 1746 nucleotides long. RefSeq lists its product as uncharacterized. The record is from RefSeq and is a predicted model, not a curated record. NCBI's taxonomy places the organism in Eukaryota, Metazoa, Chordata, Actinopteri, Cypriniformes, Cyprinidae.
AGAGAGAGAGAGAGCGAGAGAGCUGCUGUCUCAGCUGCAGAGGUGCACUGAAGAAGGGAGCCACCUGACAUCUUCACUCUCAAGUGGAAGGACUUUACCUGUUUGCCCGGGUCACCAUGGAGCCAUCACAGCAGAAGACCAUGAGCCCAGUGAUGGAGUCUGCCAAGGGCUUUGUGCUUGGAGCCAUGGCUGGAGGUACUCUGGGAGCCACAGAGGUACCGCUGAAUCAAAUUAUGUCACAGAUAAUCUCAGGUGCCCAAAUGAAGCCCGUUAUGUCUGGCGUUAAGAGCAUCGGGGCUCUGGGACUGGGUGCACUUCUAGGAACUACUGCACUCAUCACAUCAAUGGCAUUGGUGGUAACGGGGGUCACUGUAGCUGCUUCUGUGGCCUUGUGUCUAUUGAGAUUGAGGAAGAAUGAAGGAUGGGUGGCAGCAGGAUUGGCCGCGGCUCUCACCACGACUUCAAGCGGGGCAGCACUAGGGACCAUCAUUGAAAAUCUGAGCAUGAGCUACGGGAUGGUCAGCCUGCUCUGGGCUUUGGGGAUUUUUACAGUUCUGAAACUAUUGAUGCACUUCUUUGUCAAGCAUACAUGCACAGAACGGGAAUUCUGUGGAUCAAUCGCUGAUGCUACUAAGAGAGAACAAGCAAGACUACUUGCUUUGGAAAUAGAUCUAAGACGGCGGGCUGCAUUGGAAUUGGAAAAGCGGAUUGAGGCCUGCGAGAUGAAGAAACCAGAAGAGGAUGGUCUGGCUGCUUGGGAGGCCCAACGAAGAGAAAGAGAAGAAAUAAAGAGACAGCAAAGGAAGGCUGUUGAGUUGGAAAUGCAGCAGAGGACUUCUCGACAACGCCUGCUGAACGCGGUGGCCAAAUACAUGGAGUUUCUUGCAUUUUCUGACAUUCCGAUGACUGUGACUGCUUUUGUGACUGCUGGCUUUGGCAUCUUUGGCUUUGGAGAUUACAGAUUUGUUUUUGUUGUCCUGUUAGUCAUGGUGUUAUGCAUGUCAUUUUGGCUCAUGAGUUCUUGGCGUUUGAACUUUUGGAUGCUAAUGGGAUGCAUGGGAAUGUUUGCCACAUUUGCCAUUGCCGUGCUGACUGUUCAUGCCGGGCAGGAGGUGGCAGGCAUGUCUGUCAAAAUGCGCUUUGCAGGACAAAACAUGAGCAAGGAGAACAUCAGCAUCCGUAUGACUCAUGCAUCCUCCGUACAGGCAAUUUCUGCAGGAUUCUUUGUCUCAGAAGUCUGUCAGGUUGGUUUAGGGGCCACAGUCGGUGGUCCAGUGGCACGAGAGGCAGGAGGAAAGGUGAUUUUGGGGGCGUCUGUAACCGCUGUGGUUGUUUUGUCGAUAGUUGAAGCGUCGACACAGAUGCUGGGAGUCGGUGGUAAGGCGGGGGCUUUGCUGGGGGCGGCUGGAGCUGCUGGUGUGUCCAUGGGAGGCGCUGCAGCCAUAGCUGUGAAAUCAUCCACAUGGGGAGGAACAAUGGGAACCACUGCUGGGAUGAUCUUUGGCUUAUUGGUGUUUAGAAAGUGGGACAUUGUUAACAUAGGGCUUCAGAUAUUUGUGGCAUACCUGUUUGCCAUGACAAAUCUUUACUGAAAUGCUAUGAUGUAACUGCUCUUUUUAGUAUGGUACUACAGUGGGCAUGGAAAGAAUCAGCAUCAAUAAAAUUGCUUCCUUCUUUUUCUGUUCUCACUAUAUAAAAUGUUUUGUUCUCUAUAUUUGCUCUCUCUCUCUCUCUCUCUCUUUAUAU